Molecule: messenger RNA, 1464 nt
Organism: Lolium rigidum
Lineage: Eukaryota; Viridiplantae; Streptophyta; Magnoliopsida; Poales; Poaceae
Product: histone-lysine N-methyltransferase, H3 lysine-9 specific SUVH5-like
Exons: 2
Coding region: 1-1464 (487 amino acids)
Cellular component (GO): nucleus
Molecular function (GO): protein binding; histone methyltransferase activity; zinc ion binding
Source: RefSeq, a predicted model, not a curated record
AUGCCGGCGGGGUUUCCACAGAUGUCACAGGGUAAUGGAUCUCAAUCUCAUGGACCUCCUGGAACAGAUGGUUCCAGCAGGCAAUGCGCUAGACUGAAAGAAGUUCAGAUAGGAGCCGUUGCGCCUGUACACCACAAGAAGAGAGUGAGCAAGGGUGCUGCUGAUCGUCACGAACAAAUGCCAAAGCGCAAGAUCCCCUCUAUCAGCAACAAAACCGCCAUGGCUUCUCUGCAGGAGUUCCGGCUGAUCUACAACAGCUUCAAGUUUCUGUUUCAGGACCAACCCACCUACAGACCGGAUGACUACGAGGCUCUGUGGGUCUUCAGAAACAGGUACUCUGUCAAAAAUUACGACGGCAGGAGGCUCGUGGGCCGCGUGCCCGGAGUCAAGGUCGGCGACGUGUUUGACUCCGACGCCGAGCUUCACCUCACCGGUCUCCACCGGUCGCGGGACUCGCACGUCGACUACAUCGUCAGCAAGCAGGAAGGCAGAACCAAGACAUAUCAGGCCGUCAGCGUCGUCUCGUCAUAUGGGCAGCAUUCUCACGACCAGAGCAACAACAAUCUGGAUCAUCUCUUGCUGCAUGUUGGAUCCGUGCCGUCGUCCAACGGAACUUUCAUGGCGGAUAUGUCGUCGGGUCUGGAGCAGUUCCCUGUGUCUGCCAUUAACCUCGUAUCAAACGAGCACCCGACGUCGUUUCUGUACAUCUCGCGCAUACGGUACCACCACGACCCAAGUGAUCAUCCGGAUCCUCCGUCGGGCUGUGACUGCGUUGGUCGAUGCUCGGACUCGCAAGACUGCGCGUGUGCCGUGAAAAAUGGAGGGCGGAUCCCUUUCGGCGAUCAUGGUGGCAUCAUAGAAGAAAAACCUCUUCUCUAUGAGUGUGGACCUUCAUGCAAGUGCCCUUCAACCUGUCACAACAGGGCCAGCCAGCAUAGAAUCAAGUUCCGCCUUCAAGUCUUCAAGACAGAACUGAUGGGUUGGGGAGUCAGGAGCCUUGAUUUUAUACCCGGGGGCAGCUUUGUGUGUGAAUACCUGGGAGAAUUGCUGGACAACGAAGAUGCCCAGAAGAGGGAAAAUGAUGAGUACCUGUUUGUUACUGGAGACAAUUAUUUCGAUGUACCACGUUGGGAGGAAUCACGCAAGACCAUCCCCUCGCUUCAGAAUCGCCGUGGAGGAGAUGAAGCCAAGGUCUUUGCUGUUGAUGCACUGGAAUGUGGCAACCUUGCAAGGUUCAUCAACCACAGCUGCAACCCCAACCUUUUUACGCAAAAUGUCCUUUACAAUCACCAAGAUAUCCGUAUGCCUCAUAUAAUGCUCUUCGCGUGUGGUGAUAUUCGUCCGCUUCAACCCUUGUCGCUUGACUACAAUUAUUCCAUCGGUAAAGUUCAUGACUCCCAGGGAAACAUCAAGAAGAAAAAAUGCUUCUGUAGGUCUAGUGGGUGCAAGGGACGGUUGUACUAG